AUGCUCAGCUCUCCUCUCCUUGCUCUCUUCCUGCCCUGCUUCGGCAUGGCCGCUCUUUUCCUCGUCUACUUCUGCCUUCUCCGGUGCGCCAUUUCCGGCCACCCCGAUCGCCCGCUUCCCCUCAAUUCCCUUUCCCCGGACGGCCUCUCUGCUUCCGAGCUUCAUCAAUUGCCCACAAUCACCGGCCAAGACCUGCUCACUCCCACUGAGUGCGCCGUCUGCCUCGGCGACAUCGACGAGGACCACCCCGUUCGCCUCAUUCCCGCCUGCAAUCACGCUUUCCAUUUGGAAUGCGCCGAUACCUGGCUCUCCCACCAUCGUCUCUGCCCUCUUUGUAAAGCCAACCUUCAUCCUCAACUCUUCACUCCUUCACAAAACUCCUGUUGA
This is a messenger RNA of Neltuma alba, 387 nucleotides long. RefSeq names its product E3 ubiquitin-protein ligase ATL23-like. Bases 1 to 387 code for a protein of 128 amino acids. NCBI's taxonomy places the organism in Eukaryota, Viridiplantae, Streptophyta, Magnoliopsida, Fabales, Fabaceae. The record is from RefSeq and is a predicted model, not a curated record. The transcript has a single exon.